AUGUCAAAAUCACAAAAAUUAGCUAAAAUUAUCGGAAUUGAAUCUUAUCCGUCAUUGUUUCGUAAAUCUGAAAAACAGGUAUCUUCAGCAGUUACUACUAUAUCUAGUACAAAUUCAGAAAACGAACACCAAUUAAAACAAAACAAUACCGAUGAAGGUCUAUCAUAUCCGUAUUCAAGAUUUACUAAGUUUCAAAAGUAUGGGUUAGUUGCUCAAUGUGCUUUCACAGGUUUUUUUUCUAGCAUUGCUGGUGCAAUCUAUUAUCCAGUUCUAAAUAUCAUCGAAGAUGAAUUUAAUAUCACCGAAGAACAAGCUAACAUUACAAUUGUUGUCUAUUUCCUUUUCCAGGGUAUCACUCCUAGUAUUAUGGGAUCUAUGGCAGAUACUUAUGGUAGAAGGCCAAUUGUUCUUAUAUCUGUCUUAAUUUAUUUUUGUGCAUGCAUUGGUUUAGCUUGUGUUCAAAAUUAUUCCCAAAUUAUUGGCCUAAGAUGUCUUCAAGCAGCUGGUAUAGCACCUGUUAUUGCUAUUAAUAGUGGUGUGUGUGGUGAUUUUACUACAAAGAAAGAAAGAGGUGCUUAUGUUGGUUAUGUAAGUGGAUUUGUUGUCAUUGGAUUUGCCUUCGGUGCAUUAAUAGGUGCUGGUCUUUCUGCUACGUGGAGUUGGAGGGCUAUCUUUUGGUUUUUAGCUAUUGGCUCAGGUGUAUGUUUCAUUUCGACAUUUAUUUUUCUACCUGAAACUAAAAGAACUAUUGUUGGUAAUGGUUCUAUAACUCCAAAAGGUUAUCUUAAUAUAGCACCAGCUUUAACAAUUCCAGCUAUUAGAACAACAUUACAUUUAGAUAAUCCAGAUUUUGAUUCUCUAGAGAUAAAGGUAAAAAAAUCUAAUUUUGCAAUAUUAGAAAUUCUAAAAAAUCAUCAAAUAUUAAUUUUAUUAACUGUUGCUGCUAUCCAGUAUUCUUGUUGGACAACUCAUCAAGCUGCUUUAACUACAGUACUAAGUAAAAAAUAUGGUUUAGGUGUUACAAAGAUUGGUUUAUGUUAUUUACCAAAUGGUAUUUGUUCAUUAAUUAGUAUGAUUACGUGUGGUAAAUAUUUAAAUUAUAAUUAUGAAAAAAAUGUUCAAAAAUAUAAAGAAUGGUUAAAAGAACAAAAGAUCAUUUUAUUGCAAGAAAAUAAUCAGGAUGAAGAUAUUGUUAAAAACAUGAUUGAUGAAGAUCCUCAAUAUUAUUUUAAUAUUGCUAAGGCAAGAUUACAGCCAGCAUUUAUUACGUUGUUAUUAAGUAAUUUGGGUUAUAUUGCAUAUGGUUGGUGUAUUGAAGUUAAAGCUCCAUUAGCAUCUAUCUUAGUUACAAGUGGAUUUGCUUCCCUAUUCAGCAGUUGUAUUUUAACUAUGGCCACUACCUUAUGUGUUGACGUAUUUCCAUCGUUAUCAUCCACUGCAAGUGGUUGUUUAAAUUUAUUUAGAUGUGUCUUUUCAGCAAUCUUUAUUGCUUGUUUAACACGUAUGGUUGACAAAAUGAAUUACGGGGGUGUGUUUACAUUUAUGGCAUGCCUCUCAAUGGUUUCUUCCUUUUUAUUACUAUUUGUCAUUAAAGAAGGUAAGAGAUUAUUUUUUGAGAGUAAGAUCGAACUCUAA
Molecule: messenger RNA, 1635 nt
Organism: Maudiozyma saulgeensis
Lineage: Eukaryota; Fungi; Ascomycota; Saccharomycetes; Saccharomycetales; Saccharomycetaceae
Source: the annotation of a GenBank genome assembly